Messenger RNA from Paramuricea clavata, 636 nucleotides. The record is from the annotation of a GenBank genome assembly. NCBI's taxonomy places the organism in Eukaryota, Metazoa, Cnidaria, Anthozoa, Malacalcyonacea, Plexauridae.
AUGGAUAGAAGAUCAGGUAAAGGAAAUUUAAGGGGUAACAAGAACUACGUCAGGUAUAAUGUACGAGUAUUACGCAAAGGAGGUGGCAUCGAAAGCAUUAGUGAAUGCGAGGUCGGCACUACCGUGAUGUACCAAGAGGACUGUUUUGACCCAAGAAGUGCUUCGAGUGAUGAUGAAUUGCAGCAGAAUUUUACCAUGGGAGAAAGUAGUGAAAAAGGUCGAAGACUUUUUACUACGCAUGCAAUAUUCUGGUUAUGACAAGAAGUUUAGAUAUGAGGUUGUAGCCUCUGCGUUGAAUGCAUAUAGAGUACGAAAAGAAGCUGAUGAAAGUGGGGAACGACCAAUGUAUAGACCAAAGGGGUGGAAUAAGAGGAGAGAACGAAGGAGAAAAUAAGGAAAAAGAAAAAUUGGUAUGCAAAAGGAGGAAACGAAUCAGUAAUUUUUGUUCCAGCUACAAGAUCGCAACUACAAAGAGAAUAUCAACGGGAAAUCAGAAAGCUAGGUUUCAACAUCAAGGUAGUUGAGAAGGCAGGCAACACAUUGAAGAGGAUGUUACAACGAUCAGAUCCAUUCAAGCUAGAGAACUGUGGCAAGAGUGUGUACAACGGGGGGAAAAGGACCUUGUGGUGGACAUAG